This is a messenger RNA of Pristis pectinata (smalltooth sawfish), 4592 nucleotides long. RefSeq names its product SLIT and NTRK-like family, member 3a (gene slitrk3a). The coding region runs from base 1141 to 3765 and encodes 874 amino acids. Gene Ontology annotation, biological process: regulation of presynapse assembly; axonogenesis; positive regulation of synapse assembly. Gene Ontology annotation, molecular function: protein binding. The record is from RefSeq and is a predicted model, not a curated record. The transcript is spliced from 2 exons. Gene Ontology annotation, cellular component: GABA-ergic synapse; postsynaptic density membrane. NCBI's taxonomy places the organism in Eukaryota, Metazoa, Chordata, Chondrichthyes, Rhinopristiformes, Pristidae.
AGGGGGGGGGGGGGGAAGGAGAGAGAGAGAUUGCAAACUGCUGCUGCAGCCGAAAUGAGUCCGAAUCCCUGAGCAAUAAUUUCUCGUGCGCUGCUUAAGGACGAGGGUAACGGGUUUUCUCUUUUAAAAAAAAGCAAAGACGACGUUGAACUGUUAUCAUCUCCGCUUUGAAUAGUGAUCGUUUGGCGCAGGGGAGACCGGGCACGGCGUUAGUAAGAUUUAAGUGAGUAAGAUUUAAAAAAAGGGGGAAUGGUGCGACGCUGCCGGCUGCAUCUUCCCGUCACUCUGGAGCUCAAAUGGGAAAAUGCUGGAGACACCUUACACAGCGGGGGAGUGAGUUCGCGGGCAAUUAUUGCAAAGCACUGAGUGGCGAUAGCAUCAGAGGAACAGAUCGACGUGGUUUUAUUGGGCAAUGGAUCUAAUCUCCAGUCAAGUGUCUGUGGAAGCGCAGCAUCUGUGCCUGGCUGUCUGAAUGCUCCAAUCGUACAGAAGCCAUUGGUGACCCAUUGAACAGGAUGCUAUUAUAGGCGCUGCUGAUUUCUCGGGAUCGGCUCAGUCCCGUCCUUUGCUGCGAACUCAUCCCACGGAAGGAACCGAGUCCAUGAAAUCCGAUCCCCCCAGAGACAACCCGGGAGAAGUGAAUGCGCGCCCCCGGUUUGUGCCGGCGCAUCCUCCACACACUCCUCAGGCUCGCUCCAGUCACCCGUGAGUCCUCAAAGCUCAUCCCAUGACGUAAAAGGAAAAUAAGGAAUCUGAUCGAGAGACAAGUGAUUUUCCGAUGCAAUCGAGCAUCCCAAACGUGCUGGUGCAUUGGCUGAAAGCGGCAACCUCGGACGGUCCCCACAGUCUGCAGUGAGCUGUAGGCAGACUUUUCUCACAACCAUCAUUGAGGAGACAGAGAGCGAGGAAAAGAGAGAGCAGGAAGAGGAGCGAGCUGCAUUUUAAACAUUCACUUACAUUCCUAUCACGUCGGCAUUUUCCUCAGACUCUCCAACAGCGGGAGUGAAGGCAGCUCCAGCAAACCUUCAACACUUUUCACUCCUUCCACUAAAAUCAACUGCGGAGGUCUUCACACCUCGAGGAGGUCCCAUACGGCAAUCCUGAGAGCGGCUGCACCUCCAGCUACACAGAAAAAUAAGGAUGUUCUGGAUAACCCUUUUAAGCACAAUAACUUUAGGAUGGAGUACGUCGAUUCCACUGAUGGAGGAUUCCAAAGAAUUAGACGAACCUUGCAUGGAGCCAUGUUACUGCGAGGAAAAGGAGAGUUUUUUACACAUACACUGUGAAAGUAAAGGUUUUACAAACAUUAGUCAGAUUACCGAGUCAUGGAAAAGACCAUUUAAACUCUACCUGCAAAGAAACUCUAUGAGGAAACUCUAUGCUAACGGUUUUCUUUUUUUAACCAACGCAGUAUCCAUUAACCUUGGAAACAACGCUUUGCAGGACAUUCAGGCAGGUGCCUUUAAUGGCAUGAAACUUCUGAAACGUUUAUACUUGCACGAAAACAAACUGGAGGUUUUCCGAAAUGAUACUUUCUUGGGGUUGGAGAGCUUGGAAUAUCUACAGGCCGAUUACAAUGUGCUCAAGAGGAUUGACGGAGGUGCAUUUAGGAACUUCAAUAAGCUGAAAGUGUUGAUUAUCAAUGACAACUUGAUUCCCCUGCUUCCUUUCAAUCUCUUCAGGAUGGUUUCAUUAACCCACAUAGAUCUGCGUGGUAACCGGUUAAAGACGCUGCCUUAUGUUGGGACGCUGGAAUAUAUUGGCAGAAGCCUAAUGGAGAUUCAGCUGGAGGAGAACCCUUGGAACUGUACAUGUGACAUUAUCCCAUUAAAGACUUGGUUAGAAAGCAUACCGUAUACGGUUCUAGUAGGGGAAAUUACUUGCGAGACCCCAUUCCAUCUCCAUGGCAAGGAUUUGAGAGAGAUCAGAAGCAGUGAAUUGUGUCCACUUCUUUCUAACGUGGAAGUAGAAGUCAGCUUGGGGAUUCCACAGCUUGCUUCCAGUAAUGACAAUGCGUGGCCUACCAAACCUUCCUCCAUGUCUUUAUCCGUGACUUACACAGCUUCUUCAGUUGAAUAUAAGACAUCGGGUAAAUUACCAAAAUCAACCAAGACUCCGAAGACUUUAAAAGCACAGCCAACUCUACGCAGCGUUUAUUCAGGCCAAAAUCAACCCAUUGUUGCUGGCUACCAGACCAGACCACCAAUCCCCAUCAUUUGUCCCGCUAAAUGCUCUUGCAGCCUGCAUAUAAAUGACUUGGGGUUGACCGUACAGUGCAAAGCUAAAGGGAUUGAAAACAUGUCCGAACUAAUACCCAGACCAUUGAAUGCUAGGAAGUUGUACUUAACCGGAAACCUAAUUCAAAAAAUCUAUAGGUCAGAUUUCUGGAACUUCUCCAGUUUGGAUCUAUUGCAUUUGGGAAGCAAUGGUAUUUCCUACAUACAAGAUGGUGCUUUCAUGAAUCUUCCAAAUUUAAAAAUCCUUUAUCUGAACAACAACACCAUCGAACGCCUCACCCCGGGCAUGUUCAGAGGGCUACAAAGUUUGCAAUACCUAUACUUUGAAUACAACGUCAUAAGAGAAAUCCAGCCAGCGGCUUUUAGCCUGAUGCCUAAUCUUCAGCUAUUGUUUCUGAACAAUAAUCGACUCCGGACUCUCCCAACCGAUGCAUUCACGGGCACUUCUCUAGCUCGUCUGAGCCUGAGGAGCAACCACUUUCUGUACCUACCGGUGAGUGGAGUGCUCGAACACCUGGACUCCAUUGUGCAGAUUGAUCUGAACAACAAUCCGUGGGAUUGUUCCUGUGAUCUAAUGGCCCUGAAGCAGUGGGUGGAAAAGAUCAGCACAGUUAUAAUGGUUGGCGACGUGUUCUGCAAGACGCCAGAGUUCCUGAGCGGGAAAGAUCUGAAGAAAGUGGACUCUGAGAUAUUAUGUCCCGAACUAAAGCAUGCCGCCGCCUCUCCAGCUCUGCCCGGCUCGGGUGCGAAUGGGAAUGUGAUAUCCACAGCGUCGGGGUUUGGAUUCUCUUCGCAAGGUGGCGCCAUUCCCCUUUCAGUCCUUAUUCUGAGCCUCCUGAUUAUUUUCAUUUCCGCCGUAUUUAUUGCAGCUGGACUCUUUGCUUUUGUGCUCAGGAGACGUAAGAAAUCGCCCUUCAGCAGAAGGCAGGACAUGGAUUUGACUGGUAUGCAAAUGCAGUGCAGGAUCUUUGAAGACAGAACUGCCAACUCUCCCGAGAAAGCAGCCAGCCACGUCUAUGACUACAUCCCGCAUCCCGUCACUCAAAUGUGCAACAACCCUAUCUAUAAACCACGUGAGGGAGAGAUGGAGGAGGAAUUCUCAGAGACUCAGGAAAACAACGCCAAUUACAAAACUCUGGAGAAAGACAAGGAAUGGAAAAUGUCGCUGUCCAAUAGCAACCUUAACACAAUUGUUACAAUCAACCAGACGAACGAUUUUGCCAAUUUUCCAGAAAAUGGGGUGAUUUACCCCAGCGUGUUGGACAGAGAAAGGCCAGCUCACACCGUUGGCUUUGUAGACUGCCUCUAUGGCACUGUGCCCAAGUUAAAAGAGCUGCAUGUCCACCCUCCUGGCAUGCAAUAUCCUGAUUUACAGCAAGAUGCCAGGUUUAAAGAAACGAUUCUGUUUGGCUCCUCUGGCCGGGGAUAUCCUGACCAAACCCAAAGCGAAUACCUCGAGUUAAGGGCCAAACUUCAAACUAAGCCAGACUACCUCGAAGUAUUAGAGAAGUCGACGUACCGAUUUUAAUCACCACAUCAACAGAAAAUGACCCCAAACAUCGCAUGUUUAGAAGGUAAAGGGAAAUAAUUCACCACCCCCUCAUUAGGUUGCUUUGGACGAAAGGCCAUAUUCAAAUCAUACUCAAUGAAGUGCCUUUGCAGACUUUAGCCAGCAAUGAUAUCAAUCAUAUUUUUUUAUGGAAAUGAAAUCUGACUGUGCCGUCUAUAAUCAUUUCGAGGCCUGGUUAUCGAUCGUCAUAUAAAUAACCCUAUUCAUUACUGGCAGAGACUUUGUUCACUUUAUUUGGUAGGAAAUGAUGGCUCUCUCUUUCUCUCUUGCUCUCUCGUCUAAGUAAACGCCGAGGGCAUAUUCUGUGAAACAUUUGACUGCAGUCUUGCUGCAUGUGUGAAACUGCCGGGUGUAACUUGCUCAAAUGACAAGACGUAAACUUGGUAAUUAAAAUGACUGCAACGCUUUAUCGUUCAGUGUUAUUUAAUUUUUUAUAUAUAUAUAUUAUAUAUAUAUAAAUAUAUAUUAUACUCGAGAGGAAUAUAAAGACUACGACGCAUCUAAGGAUUUCAAUUUGUCGAUAUGACGCGAAGAUUUUAUUAUAAACACGCACUUUCUUAAAAAAAAGCUCGUCAAUGUUGAUGCUUACACCACUAACAGCUUUGUAAGAAGCACUUUUAAUGUUUUUUCUCUCUCACACACACACAUGCGCACACACACAAAGAUUUCAAAAUGUGCAUAUUUAUUCUGUAAUUUCCGUGAACGAUCAAUGUAAAGUUAAUAAUGUUAACUCAAUGUAGUGACUGCGUCUGGUAAAGCUUUCAUAAUAAAAGGUGUUCAAACUA